AUGGCUAGCAACAUUACCAACAAGACAGAUCCUCGAUCCAUGAAUUCCCGUGUAUUCAUUGGGAAUCUCAAUACUCUUGUGGUCAAGACGUCUGAUGUGGAGACAAUCUUUUCAAAGUAUGGCAAAAUUGUGGGUAGCUCUGUGCAUAAGGGCUUUGCCUUCGUUCAAUAUGUUAACGAAAGGAAUGCCCGGGCAGCUGUAGCUGGAGAGGAUGGCAGAAUGAUUGCUGGCCAGGUUUUGGAUAUUAAUCUGGCUGCAGAGCCAAAAGUGAACCAAGGAAAAUCAGGUGUGAAACGAUCUGCAGCGGAGAUGUACGGGUCCUCAUUUGAUUUGGACUAUGACUUUCAAUGGGAUUAUUAUGACAGGAUGUACCCAGCACGAUAG
Chionomys nivalis (European snow vole) is the source of this 384-nucleotide messenger RNA. Its product is annotated as heterogeneous nuclear ribonucleoprotein C-like. Gene Ontology annotation, cellular component: nucleus. The record is from RefSeq and is a predicted model, not a curated record. The transcript has 2 exons. The coding region runs from base 1 to 384 and encodes 127 amino acids. Gene Ontology annotation, molecular function: RNA binding. Lineage: Eukaryota; Metazoa; Chordata; Mammalia; Rodentia; Cricetidae.